AUGCGCGCUCUGAUUGCUUUGUGUUUUGUGGCAGCAGUUAGUGCCGGUCGCUUAGGCUAUAACUACAGACCCAGCAGCCCGGCAGUCGCUACCAAUGGCAUUGGCAGCUCUAGCAGUGGCAUCGGAUCAAGUUUGGGCGGCCCAGUUAGUUACAAAGCUGCGCCACAAGCCGGCAUCCAUAAGGAAUUCUACUCUUUUCAUGCAAACGAGGCCGACUUUGAGGAUCCCGAUGCCGCAAACAAAAUUGCUGCUGCCGUCAAGAAAAGCAUCCGAGUGAUCUUUAUCAAGGCGCCGGAGAACCGUGGCUAUGAGAAUGCCGUUCUGGCCCUGGCCAAGAAGGCUGCUGAACAGCAAACAGCAAUCUAUCUGCUCCACAGACAACCGGACCUCAACGAAUUAGCAAACAAAUUCAACGCCGUGCGUCAAAAUGCAAACAAUAAGCCCGAGGUGCACUUCGUGAAGUACCGCACUCCUGAGGAUGCUGCCAAUGCCCAGAAGGCUAUCCAGAGCCAAUAUGAUUCGCUGGGUGGCUCUAGCCAGUCCAUUAACGGUGGUGUUGCCAAUGCCUUGAACUUCGCCUCCCGCUCCUCAGCGCCUGUGAGCUCUGGACAUGUUCAGCAACCCGAUAGCAAUUAUCUGCCUUCAUCAAUCCUGCGACGACUUCGUCACUAG
Drosophila grimshawi is the source of this 672-nucleotide messenger RNA. RefSeq lists its product as uncharacterized. The transcript has a single exon. The coding region runs from base 1 to 672 and encodes 223 amino acids. Lineage: Eukaryota; Metazoa; Arthropoda; Insecta; Diptera; Drosophilidae. The record is from RefSeq and is a predicted model, not a curated record.